AUGGAAAGCGUCUCUACUGCACUCCCAGCACCAAGUGAUGUGGCACCGACGGGUUCCUUCGAGCAGGAUUCCCUGAAUCAGCAGAGAUCCCCCCAUCUCCCCAUGAAGCCCAAUCAAGUGGGCCAGGUCAUUCUGUACGGGGUGCCAAUCGUGUCCCUCAUCAUUGACAACCAGGAGAGGCUGUGCCUGGCUCAGAUCUCCAACACUCUGCUCAAAAACUACAGUUACAACGAAAUCCACAACCGGAGGGUGGCUUUGGGGAUCACCUGUGUGCAAUGUACUCCGGUGCAGUUGGAGAUACUGCGCAGGGCUGGCGCCAUGCCCAUCUCAUCGCGGAGAUGUGGCAUGAUCACCAAGCGGGAAGCCGAGAGACUUUGCAAGUCGUUUCUGGGCGAGAACAAGCCUCCGAAGCUGCCUGAUAACUUUGCUUUCGACGUCAGCCACGAAUGUGCCUGGGGGAGCCGGGGCAGCUUUAUACCAGCCCGUUACAACAGUUCAAGGGCAAAGUGCAUCAAGUGUACCUACUGCAGCAUGUACUUCUCUCCCAAUAAGUUCAUCUUCCACUCUCACCGCACUCCAGAGGCUAAGUACACUCAACCUGAUGCGGCCAACUUCAACUCCUGGAGGCGACACCUCAGGCUGACGGACAAGAAUCCUCCCCAGGACCUGACCUACGCCUGGGAAGAUGUCAAGGCCAUGUUUAACGGGGGCAGCCGGAAACGAGCCUUGCCCGGACACUGCGGCCCGCUCAGUUCCGUGAAGGCGGUGAACAGUGUGAUCAGCCACAUGAUGGGCCCGGAGCUCUCCCAGAAGAGAGCCCGGUUUGCUGAGGACGAGGAGGACGGAGGCAGCGCCUCCUCUCGGAAGAGCCUCCGCAGUUACCCGGUCAUCCCGGUGCCCAGCAAAGGCUUUGGGAUGCUGCAGAAAUUCCCGGCGGCCUCCCUGUUUCCCAACCCUUACACCUUCCCCGCCUUUGGGCUGUGUCAGAAAAAGGACGACGCCGACCCCCUGGCUGGGGAGCCGAAGCAGGCUGGACUAUCGGGCCUCCUGUGGCCCGGCAGAAAGGACACCUUCUACCCGCCCCUGUGUAUGUUCUGGCCCCCCAGGGCGGCCAAUGGCAUCCCGGUGCCAACCUACCUACAUCCCCAACCCAGUGCCAUCACAUCAGUGGGGGAGUCCCCGAGUUUAAGGCAGACUUUCCUGGAUGUGUCUGACCAAAGCGAAGCUGGUGGCUUGGCGGUAGCAGCUCCCAGAGACAGCCUGUUUGACAGGGACAGCCUCGGUGCUGCGGGAGGCCAGGAGCACCGGCUGCCCACGGAGGGCAGGCUCAAGCUCCUGGAGGUGUCUGCUUUCACAGCCCGGAAGCAGAGCUACCUCUCGGCCUUCAAGCCGGUGGUGAAGGACACCGAGAGCAUCGCCAAACUUCACGGCAACGCCGAGGACUUCAGCUCAGAGCGACACCCCUCCCCGGGCACCAGCUGCAGUUACCACAGCGACAGCGUGACCAGCGAGGAAGAGCAAGAGGUGGAUGUCGAGACCCACAAACUCCCGGCAGACGCUCAGGAAGAGGGGAUCCCUCUGGAGCAGUACACCCACAACAGCAGCAGCAGCAGCCGCCUGUCACAGGACACCGGGUUUACAGCGACUAAAGAGCCGGGUCACUUCUCUAGCUCCAAAAUGGAACCAAGUGUUGACAAGAGAGAGGGCAAGGAAGAUCCAAUCAUUGAUAAGGGACCCACUCCCUGCGAUCCAGUAUCAUUGGAGCAGCCCAAUUACAAAGACGGUCUUAAAAAUGGAACCAAAAAGCAUGCACUCUACCCUAAAAAAGACGAAGACAGUUUUUCCAUUGAAAUUAAACAGCAGGAUUGUUUCACGGAGGAAUCUGACAGCUCGGGGGUGGGGUUCUGGCGGGAACCUGGGGGUGACCAGACGCAAGAAUCAACACCACCACUUUCUAUCAAGACUGAUGUGGAAAAUAUGGAGAAAGAAGAACUUCAGAAAGUGUUAUUGGAGCAGAUUGACUUGAGGCGGAGAUUAGAACAGGAAUUUCAGGCGUUAAAGGGUAACGCUUCUUUCACUGUUGUCAAUAACUUCCAGGACCAGAUGAAGCGGGAGCUGGCCUACAGAGAGGAAAUGGUGCAGCAAUUACAGAUGGUGAGACAGAAUUUCUUACAUGCUUCCACUGCUUAUUAA
Molecule: messenger RNA, 2193 nt
Organism: Hemiscyllium ocellatum (epaulette shark)
Lineage: Eukaryota; Metazoa; Chordata; Chondrichthyes; Orectolobiformes; Hemiscylliidae
Gene: skor2
Product: SKI family transcriptional corepressor 2
Exons: 6
Coding region: 1-2193 (730 amino acids)
Biological process (GO): negative regulation of transcription by RNA polymerase II; negative regulation of BMP signaling pathway
Cellular component (GO): nucleus; transcription regulator complex
Molecular function (GO): RNA polymerase II cis-regulatory region sequence-specific DNA binding; SMAD binding; DNA-binding transcription factor activity, RNA polymerase II-specific
Source: RefSeq, a predicted model, not a curated record